ACAUCUCUCCUCUCCUUGAGUUCUGUUCCGACACGAGCCUGAACCCAGCUUUACCAAAUACUUCAUCAGAAGCUUCACAAGAGGCGUCGUACCCCAGUGACGUCAGGCGGGUUGCUUCAGAGAUCCAUGCAGCUUGCCAGGAAGUCGGCUUUUUUUACCUUACGGGCCAUGGCGUGUCCCAGCAGCUGGUGGACGAUGCCCGGGAAGUGGGGAGAGAGUUCUUUGCACUUGCUGAUGAGGCUAAGAACGAGAUUGCCCUCUCAAAGUCUCCGAUCUUCAGGGGAUACCAAAGGCUCGGAGAGAACAUCACUCAGGGCCGGCGCGACAUGCAUGAAGCCAUUGAUUUGUACAGGGAGCAUCCAGCUAAUCAUCCUCUCGUGCUUUCCGGGAAGCCACUUCAUGGUCCCAACCCAUGGCCCAGUCAACCGGAACAUUUCAGACCGGUUAUUGAGGAAUAUGUGACAAAAAUGAAGGCUCUGGGUCGCACAGUGCUACGGGGCAUGGCCAUGGGGCUGCACCUCCCACUCGACACAUUUGAGCACGGCAGGGCUGAUGACCCCUUCUGGGUCAUCCGAGUCAUCGGAUACCCUCCCCUUGCUGUCCACGACACAGAAUCGCUCAGCUGUGGCGAGCACACGGAUUACGGCCUUCUUACGUUUGUGAAUCAGGACCCUGGCAUCACAGCCUUACAGGUGAAGAAUAAGGCAGGCGAAUGGGUGGACGCUCCUCCAGUUCCAGGAAGCUUCGUGGUCAACAUUGGUGACAUGCUCAAGCUGUGGACGAAUGGGCUUUACCAGCCAACUCCCCAUCGGGUUGUCAACAGGAGCCGCACAUUUCGAGUCUCGGUGCCAUUCUUCUACGAACCGAAUUUUGAUGCUAGAGUGGAGCCACUAGAUGAUCUGGUAAAGGCUAUGGGACCAUCAGCCCUGGAGCCAGUGGUUUAUGGAGAUCACCUGUGCAAGAAGGUGUUCAGUAACUUCGGAUAG
This is a messenger RNA of Closterium sp. Naga37s-1, 986 nucleotides long. The record is from the annotation of a GenBank genome assembly. NCBI's taxonomy places the organism in Eukaryota, Viridiplantae, Streptophyta, Zygnematophyceae, Desmidiales, Closteriaceae.